This is a messenger RNA of Spodoptera frugiperda (fall armyworm), 4736 nucleotides long. RefSeq names its product tyrosine-protein kinase Btk29A (gene Btk29A). Gene Ontology annotation, molecular function: non-membrane spanning protein tyrosine kinase activity; protein binding; ATP binding. Gene Ontology annotation, biological process: intracellular signal transduction; peptidyl-tyrosine autophosphorylation. The transcript has 18 exons. The record is from RefSeq and is a predicted model, not a curated record. The coding region runs from base 270 to 2366 and encodes 698 amino acids. Lineage: Eukaryota; Metazoa; Arthropoda; Insecta; Lepidoptera; Noctuidae.
CAUUCAUUCAGUAAAUUCGUUCAAAUUACUCAUUUUGCGAGUAAAGUAAUUUUCUUGCUUCGUUUUAGAAUAAUAUUUUUAGGCUGAAAAGUAAUUAAAUGAAGUAACUACUGCCGCAAUUUACGUUGUCUGCUGUGUUGUGUAGUUAUGAAAAGUUAGUAAAUAUAAUUGAGACUAACUUGUGUUUAUUGUCAAGAUAUUUAUUUAUUCAGUUAAAAUACUCGUCUAUUUGUGAUAUUGUGAUGGAUUAGGUUGUUUGAAGGCUUAAAAUGGCUGGAAAAGAUGACGAUGAAGUAAUAUUACAAGCGUUUAUGGUCAAGAGGUCUCAAAAUAAAAAGCUAUUUACACCGGUCAACUACAAGGAACGCUGGCUGGUUCUGACUCGCCGAGCACUUAUUUAUUAUGACACGGAUGGCGAGCUCGUCCCGCCUUUCCCUACCUGGUCGAGUGCAGCGUUGCGACGCUGUAUAAGGAGACCACUGCGUACUAACUUUGGCCUUCGGCUCUUCAGACAUACGGCAGACGUGAGACGGAAGGAGCGCGGGCGCAUCGACACGGGUGCAAUCCAUACAGUGGAGCAAGCGCAGUUGGGGGGACUAAGCAAACACAUACCUGAGGGUGACGGUGAGAAGAGCCCAGUUUAUAGAUAUCCCUUUCAGGUGGGGUACUCGGAACAAAACACUGACUACACACUGUACCUCGUCGCCGGUGAUCAUAAGGAACGCCUGCAGUGGAUCCACACAAUCAGAUCGGUCUGCGCAGUGAGUGGACGUCGAAGUCGGUACCACCCCGGCGCGUGGUCGGCGCGGCGCUGGAGCUGCUGUGACGCGGAGCGACGCUCCGCCCCCGGCUGCGCAGACGCAGACCUCUGGACGCUCAUAGAGUCUGACCUUGACUUGCUCACACCACCGCAAGACAACCGAUUGUCGAACGACGUAACACCGGUCACGGCGGCAGUCACGAUGCCCGGGGGAGGCGGCGCUCCUCCAGGCACUCCCUCUGCCAAGCCAAAGGAGAAGCAGAGAACCAAAGUCGUGGUAGCUCUAUAUCCCUUCAGGGCUAUUGAAAGUGGAGAUCUCUCAUUAGAAAAGGGUGCCGAAUACGAAGUUAUAGAUGACUCCCAAGAUCAUUGGUGGAAAGUGAAAGAUGAGAAUGGGGCGGUUGGCUACAUACCGAGUAAUUACGUUAAGGAAAAAGAAACAAUAGGAUUACAGAAAUAUGAAUGGUACGUUGGCGAGAUGUCGCGACAACGUGCAGAGUCCCUCCUCAAACAGGAGGACAAAGAGGGCUGCUUUGUAGUACGUAAUUCGUCCACCAAGGGCAUGUACACUCUCUCCUUAUUUACCAAAGUCUACCACCCUCAAACGAAGCACUACCAUAUAAAGCAGAACAGUCGCGGCGAGUUCUAUCUAUCGGACAAGCAUUGCUGUGCGAGCAUUCCGGACCUUAUAAACUACCACAAGCACAAUAGCGGAGGCCUGUGUUCCCGGCUGAAGACUACGCCCUGUGACCGGCCCGCGCCACCCACUGCCGGACUCUCGCAUGGUCAGUACGACAAAUGGGAGAUAGAUCCGUCGGAAUUAGUGUUACUAGAAGAGUUGGGGGCCGGCCAGUUCGGCGUGGUGAGGCGAGGCAAGUGGCGCGGUCGUAUCGACACCGCCGUCAAAAUGAUGAAGGAGGGCACUAUGUCUGAAGACGAUUUUAUCGACGAGGCAAAAGUCAUGACAAAACUCCAACAUCAAAACUUGGUGCAGCUGUACGGCGUGUGUUCGAAACACCGCCCUAUAUACAUAGUGACGGAGUACAUGCGACACGGCUCUCUCUUCAACUACCUACGACGAACGUCGCCUGACCAACUCGGACCAGCUGUACUGCUUGAUAUGUGCAUACAAGUUUGCAAAGGAAUGGCGUAUUUAGAAAGGCACAAUUAUAUUCAUCGAGAUUUAGCUGCAAGAAAUUGCUUGGUCGGCGACGAGAAUGUUGUAAAGGUGGCCGAUUUCGGUUUGGCGCGAUAUGUAUUAGACGACCAGUACACUAGUUCUGGCGGUACAAAGUUCCCAAUCAAGUGGGCACCUCCCGAAGUGCUCAACUACACUCGUUUUUCAUCAAAAUCAGAUGUUUGGGCUUUCGGUGUGUUAAUGUGGGAAGUAUUUACUUGUGGUAAAGUACCGUAUGGACGCGUGAAGAACUCUGAGGUAGCAGAAAUGGUUCAACGUGGCAUGCUUCUAGAGAAACCGAAGGGUUGUCUCAACGAAAUAUACAAUGUGAUGCGGUUGUGCUGGCGACGGUUGCCGGAGGAGCGGCCGUCGUUCCGCGCGCUGAAGGAGGAGCUGGCCGUCAUCGCCAACAGCGUGCUGGCCGACUGACUGCGCCUACUGCUGCACCUGCUGCGGCCCGCGCCCCCGGCGCCCGCGCCGCCCGCGCCCCCCGCGCCCCCGGCCGCGCCGCAGCAGCCGCUCGCUUUCGUCUCCCCGUGAGGCGCCGCUCCGUGCCCGGAUCUUCGAGUAGCUUUCGCCGCGUUUGGAAUGCGCGGGGCGCUGCGGAGCCUGGCCUCGCAGUCGCGGACGAUAGCUGUCAUGUAUACGUUUGUACCAGACUGAAUGUAGCCGAGCUUGGCUCGUGGCUAGGUUACCGCGAGCGCCCCCAAUUUGAACUAUACAAAUUUUGAUGAUAUAGAUUUGAAAAUCUGAUUCAAAGUUAAUUUGUGAUUUAGGCUGCAUUACUCGCGUAUUUGAAGCUCCCGUUCGAAAACUGCAGCAGAUACGUAUAUCGACUAAAGCAAUAUUACAAAAUUAUACUUCUAUUUCUAGAAAGUGACGUCAACAUUCCACCUUCCCAGUUAGCACUUACAGUAGCACAUCGAUUUCCGACAAUAACACAACUCUACUUCACGGAAUUGAUCUCACAAAUGGAAUUGACAUACACAAUUACUAUUAUACUCUUAAUCCGCGCGAGUAAUCGUAGGAGCCGUCCACUGCCACUUUUCAAUAAUAUGCAUAUUUAAGUAGCUUCGCGUUAUCUCUCUAAGGAAAUAUACAGGUAGCACUAUUGACCUUAUGAAUAUCAUCCGAUUAAAAUAAUGAACGUUUCUUUGAUACGUACUUAACGUACAUUUAAUACCACAAUGUAUACACGCAAAAACACAAAGUUUUAUCCUAAUUACUCAGCUUUUAUUUGUCUUUAGCCGGUUAGCUAUGAUUUCGGCUAAAAUUAGAUAAACAUCAUUUUACAUCCUCAUAUCAUUAUCCAUGGUAGUUAUAAUGUAAAUAUAAUAUUGUAGCUAUUUAAUAUACUAGUCGGUACGUACACAGCGACAUUGUAACUUCGCACAUGCCGUCGAUGAUUAGUUGACACGUCAUAUUAACCUGGAUAUCCUCGUAUGUUCCUACUACACACACGGCGCGUUUUCAACACAAUGUGUAACCUAAUUUCUUAAUAACACUGUUUUACAGUUUAAUCGUCACAAAAUAAUUCCAAUUAUCGAUUGAUUAUAUUUUUUGUACAUUCCUUUUUAAAGUACUAGUCAUUAAGAGAAUUAAUAAGACCGUCUAAACAUUUUGUGAAAAUUGAAAACAAAAAUUUCAGAGGAGAUAAAGAUAAUUGAGUAAAUGUAAGCACAGCAUAGCAAUGAACAGUUACAUAGGAAUAUGUAGAUCUCUGCAGUGGUGGUCAACUAGAAAACAUACCUUUUAAAUAAGUAUGUAUGAUUGGUGAGGAGUAUUGAAUUGAAUGUGUACUGAGAGUUUUGGCUGUGUUUUGUAAAUUAAAAUACAUGAAUAUGGAAGGUUGUUUACAGAAUAUCUGUACUUUGCUUUUAGGAACAUUCAAAUCUUCUAUAUUUUAACUUAUGUAAGUAGAUGAAGGUUGUAAAGGAGUUAUGGAAAAUAUCUUUGCGAGGAACGCAGGACGUAGGUUUGUGGUAGUCGUCAGUCCUAUUAGGUUUGUUUUAUUAUCUUGCUAAAGCAUAAUAUUAUAUGCCACAAGAAAUGCUGGCAAAAUAAGUUUUGAUGUUCCUAGUUAGUUGAUCACUGCUGUAAUUGCGACAUGUUGUGUUACAAUUUAUUGUUUAUUGAAUAUGGGGUAUACUGAAAUGGUGGUGACACUAAGAAAAUGUGCCAAUUAUGUAUAGACCCUUAUUAAUUUUAGGCAUUUAUGACUGAAUAAAAAUUCUCAAUAAAUAAUAAUUUUAGGACCUUUUUCCGGUUUAUAAUGCAAAUAAAAUGGGCGUGAAAUUCGAGUACCAGUAUUUAUAAAACAUUUUUACAAAAUGGUAUUUUAAUUUCACUAAGUUAUAAUAAGUAAAUGUAUUUUUUUGUGAUAAAUCUUAUUUUUUUUAGUACGUAGGUAUUCUAUAAUAGGAAUUACGAAUGAAGAAAUGAAGACUACCUGUAGUUUUAAAUUUUACAAAAACUGUACUAAUGUAACAUUCCAGAAUUAGAUAACAGUACAUUAACGGAUUUAUAGAUAUCUUAACUGGGAGGACGUGUUAAGUGCGUUGUUCUAAAAAAAAACGAAUUUAUCGUUAAAUAGGAUUUAUAAUUCUCCAUAAGGUUUUUAAAACGCACUUUAGCACGUCCUAUUGGCUAAGAUUACUUACUGCCUGUAGAGAUACAUGUCGCUCGAUACAUAGGAAUACUGCAUUCAAAUAAAAUUCGCUACACAUUUGUAUGGCGAGUGUUUGUAUAACUGUUUUGUAAAAUUAUUAAGUCAAGUAAAAUAAUUAUAAAAAAAAAAAA